AUGAGAGGUUUACUUCUGGUUCUGAUGCUCUUCAUAUUCGCCAUUCUGACGGUCCGGGCUCUAAACUGCCAGCCGUGUAAGUUACUGGAAGCCCGGAAGGCACAUGCAAAUGAAACGAAUACCCAGCAGAUGUGAGAAAAAGUGGGGAGUGUUGGGUGUUUCGGAGGUCGGGAGAGGAGUGCGAAGUAAUCAGCAGCUUGUUUGACUAAUUAGCAAAACUUACGCACACACAAAAGCAUCAAAAACUUUUAUUCACACUCUCGACACAAACGACUCAGAUUCGAAACUCAGUCUUAAUUGAAUGCUCGCAGCGAGACGACGACGUGUUCCGCACAGAAAACCCCAUUCAUUCCACAUAUCCACGUAUAACGUAUAGAAAACAUGAAGUAUCUGACUUUGCU
Molecule: messenger RNA, 401 nt
Organism: Drosophila simulans
Lineage: Eukaryota; Metazoa; Arthropoda; Insecta; Diptera; Drosophilidae
Exons: 1
Coding region: 1-135 (44 amino acids)
Source: RefSeq, a predicted model, not a curated record